Messenger RNA from Lactuca virosa, 2184 nucleotides. The record is from the annotation of a GenBank genome assembly. Lineage: Eukaryota; Viridiplantae; Streptophyta; Magnoliopsida; Asterales; Asteraceae.
AUGUUGGGUUUCCACCGCCAAUCGUUAAAAGUCACAGUUCAGAACCAAAGUGGAGCCAUGGAGGUGGAUCAAGAACAGAAUCACGAUGUAGAAGAUGAUCCUUUCCUUCGAUUUGUGGAUUACUCGAUAUCUGUAUUAUCCCCAGCGGAUGACGAAGAUGUAGUUGAUGAAGAAUCUAGUAGACCUGCUUGGAGCUGGGUUGCUGGUCGGAUUAUCAAAACUUGUAAAGCUUAUUCAAGUGGAGUCACACCCGCCAUUCUCCUCUCUGAACUAUCGCAGGCAUGGGCUGAGAAUCUAAGAGGUGGGUAUUCUAAGAAGAAAAGGCCAGAAUGUAUUGAUCAGUUGCAAAAGAAGCAUAAGAGAGGAAAGCUACCCAACACAGUUACAAUCGAUUCAAUCUAUGAAAAGAAUUUCUUGUCAUUGACUAAUGUUCUUGAGGUUGUCAUAGUUGAUGCUUUUCUUCUUCCAGGGACAAAUUUCUACAUGCUUACCUUGGGAGAUUUUUGGAGCUCCAAUACUAUUGAUCUUUAUCUUCAUCGCAGGUUUUAUGACUUGGCUGACCUUAAAAAUGGAAUAUUGAGGAAAGGGAGAGAAAUUUUCCUUACUGGAUGUUAUCUUAGAACAACCUCUCGUGGAUCUGGUCGCCUACGUCUUCUACCAACAGAAUAUCUACUCAUAAUCCUAGAUGAGGAUGAAGAUGAUGACGCAAUGCUGCUUGCAGCACAAUUCUGUUCUGAUUCUUUAUCUUCAGUUUCUGUUGAUGCAGGAAUCUCGUAUUCUUUAUAUGCUAGGAUCGAGUCGAUUGGAUGUUUAGAAAUUCAGGGGAAGUUUGGUAGCUUGCAGAGGAAACAAAUUACUCUUGUAGACAAUGAUAAUUUCAGGGUAAAAUUUGUACUAUGGGGUGAUCAGAUCAUGCUUGCCAAUCUUUUCAGUGUAGGAAGUUGGGUAGCAUUGGAUCGACCAUUUGUUUCAGCUUGUAUUGAAAUGGAUUCAUCUGAAGAAAUAUCUCUGGAAUAUGGGAGUGUUACUCAACUCUAUAUGGUGCCUUUCAUUCGACAUGAAGAACAAGUAUCUGUGGCAUCAACACAAAAUCAUUAUCAAGGGUCAAAAGUGUUGACUGCAGUUGAUCCAAGUCAAGGACCUAAAGUUUCUCAGGUGACCUUGCCAUGUGAUUCUCGGGGAGCCAUUGACUUCAGUAGCUACCCUUUCAGGUUAUUUGCAGGUGAUCUUAGAGACAAGAUGACUAGCAUAAGCAUCUAUGGCACAGUUACAGAUAUUAAAACCACAAAUAAUCAAGAAUCCAUAUUCUUGUUGAGAAUCCAAGAUCCAACUGGAGGAAUAUGGGCUAAGCUACAUUUUCUCAAAUCUUGGUCAUUAGGGAAAUUAAGCAUUGGUCACACAGUAUACAUUGCUGGCUUAACAUGCUCUGUGACAAAACACAAGAGUAUCGAAGUUUCAUGGCAUGAGAAAGAAGGCGGAUCUUUCUUUGUUAACCUCAGUUGCUUACCAGCUUUGCUAAAUUCUUCAUGCCUUCACAAAUCCUCCACACUUUCAGAUCUAUCACUAUCACCCAAAACUAACACACAUGUGUGUCGAAUUUGGCUAGAAAACAUCGAACCCUGUGAUGUAAAUUUACGAUAUUGUCACUCAUUAUGUGGACACACGGUUACAAAGAAACGUGGGUCCCACUGCAGCUUCUGUGGUUGUGACUGUGAUGAUGUCAUCCAUAGUUUCCAUUUAAAAGUCACGAUUGCAGAUGAUACAGGGAAAGUUAUAGCCUGGUGCACAGACCACACAGCUACUGAGCUCCUGCAAAUUUCUCCUGAUGAAUUCUACAACUUGCCUGAGGAAGAGCAAAUAAUGUAUCCGUCUUCUCUUGAGCAUGAGAGGUUCAUUGUUGCAUUGGUUAAUUCGGGAUCAGCGGAUAAUAUCUCCAAUUGGGAAAUCACUCAGGCAUUGAAGUCUGACUAAAAUAUCAAAUCUUUUUAUUUUUGUUUUAUUUAGCAUCCAACAAAAUGAAAUUGAAAACAAACCGACUUUAGUUGCUAUUUGUAACGCUAAGGACUUGGAAAUCUAUAACUUAUGUUAUACCCAUAAUGCUUUUAUGAUAUCAUUAAAAAUUAGUCUUGUUAUAUAUUCUGUUAUCAUGGAAUAAAUUACUAUUGAGAAUUUGAAUUGUUUUUU